CGGAACUUGGCGGACACUCCCGAUUCGGAGUCAUUUGUUUUUGUUUUCUGCAGAGAGCGGCGAUGAAGGAUAAUUUUGGACAGAAAAUCGAGUGACCGAGAUUGACCUGAAGCCACACUGUGACUUGAGGACAGCGAGUGCAGUCUCUUUGUCCGGCGCUGAGUCGACUAGAGGGGUAUUAUGGACUUCAUGUUCGACUGGGAUGGAGAAGCUGAUCGGUUUUCCUUUGAAGAUAGUGAUCGGUUCGAUGACGACUCGUGCUCAUGGCUGAGCGAACCGGAGAGUCUGUGUAACAACUGGAGAGGCUGGAAGAAACAAAAUGGUGGUCAGAUUCAAGGCGGAGCAGAAGGAGAGAAAGUGUGUUCAUUGGUGGAGUUAGCUUCCAAAGGAGUUGCUUGUCACAUUCCCUUUGAGGUAGUGGAGCACUUUUACCCACCCAUUCCAGAGCAAUUGCAAUUGCGUAUUGCCUUUUGGAGCUUCCCAGAAAAUGAAGAAGAUAUAAGGCUGUAUUCCUGCCUUGCUAAUGGCAGUGCAGACGAGUUUCAAAAGGGAGAUCAUCUUUAUAAGGCCAAAGCAGUAAAAGAUGCACUUCAAAUAGGGUUUCAUUUGAGUGCCACAGUUAUUCCCCCUCAAAGUGUUGGCCAGACCAAGGGCUCCUUCAAUGUGGCUGUAAUGUUUGACCGUAGGAGGAUAACAUCCUGUAACUGUACUUGUAACAGCACUGCAUCAUGGUGUGCCCAUGUGGUAGCCUUGUGUCUCUUUAGAAUACAUCAGGCCACAUCAGUGUGUCUGAGGGCUCCAGUGUCAGAGUCUUUAUCACGCUUACAGAGAGAUCAGUUGCAGAAAUUUGCUCAGUAUCUUAUUAGCGAGUUACCUCAACAGAUCCUCCCAACAGCUCAGAGACUUCUUGAUGAACUCCUGUCAUCACAGCAGAAUGCGAUCAACACUGUGUAUGGAGCACCAGAUCCCACAGCAGGCCCUUCAGCAAGUGAACAUACUGCUUGGUGUCUAGAUGAGACAACUCUGCGACAAAAUAUAAGAAAAACAUUGGCCAAGUUCAGUUUGACUACCAACAUGGUGUAUAGUGAUGUUAAUUAUCUGUCAUCUACUGCACCCCCUGCUGCAGCCGAGUACCAGAGUCUCCUGAGACCUCUGCGUGGGCGUGAGCCAGAGGGCAUGUGGAACCUGCUCUCCAUUGUAAGAGAAAUGCUGCGCAGGCAUGACAGUAAUGCUGUUCCUUUACUCGAGAUCUUGACUGAGGAGGUCCUUGCCUGUGAGAAUAUACUGGCCUGGUGGUUUAGCACCAAGAUAUCAGCCUCUCACAACAGCAGCAGUGGGCACAACAACCGUGGCGCUGGUGCUUCCAGCUCUUCACAGCAUGCAGGCUCCAGUCUGUGCGAUGAGAUCGUAGCUCUGUGGAGAAUGGCUGCACUGAACCCGAAGUUGUCUUCCAUUCAGAGGGAUGACUUCAACAUUAAGUUCAAGGACUGGCACAUAAAAACAAUUGAUAAAGUGAGGAAAACAAGAGGGAAUAGUGCAGCUGCUGGAACAGUUGGUCCGUCGGUCAUCAACUCAGGUGCUAUAAAAAAGAAUGACAUUGAAAUCUUCUCAGGGUUCAAGCCAGCCAUUGAAGCUUGUCAGUUGGAUUGGACAGAUUACCACAUUGCAGGGGUCACCUAUGUGGAGAAAGACAUAAUGCACUCGAUGUGUUUGCAGCGUUCAAUCACCACUGGUGGUGCUAGUAGUAAUAUAAGUAGUGCAGGUAUUCACAGCGAUCAGGUAACAAGGUUAGCAGUUGAUACACAACAUACUUCACAUUCUCUCCACCAUCAAACUGUGGAGAAAUCCUCAUCUCAGGGUAAAGCAGUGGUAACAACCACUGACUUCUUUACUGGUCAUGUCAAAGCUGACAGGGCUGGAAGUUCAAGCUCAGAGGGGUUCAGUGAAAAUCUAAAAACUGACCUCUUGCUCAAUGGCCGUGACUCGGAUUCCAGUCUUCCAGACGAGACUGCCACAGCCAGCAUACGGAAUGGUAUGCAUAGUCUCUGCGUGGAUGCAGGAGCUGCAAAGGAUGGCUGUUCUUCUGUAAAUGUAAAUGCCAUUGAUAGGAUCAGAGCAGAUGACAUUGACUCUGAUGGUUCUGGGCCUGGCCCAUCAACUUUUAAAGUGAAUGACACCAACCCUGAGCACCCACUAGUUGAGGGUGCACAGGCUCUGGAUGUGUACCAGUCUGAAUCGCAACAGUCCAGUGACGAGUAUCAGAUGUACUUCUAUGAUCCUAAAUCUAGAUUUCAAGACUUUGGGAAGAAAGACAAGAAAUCUGAUGAACCAAAUUACUUUGCUGGUAUUAGGAAAAUGGACAAUCAGCAAGAGAUUUUAUUCUGCAGAGCUGAAGCUCUGUAUGCUCAUGGCCAUAGCUUUGCAUGUAAAUUAGCAAAGCAGUUGGCUGAGAAAAUGUUGGCCAACCCACCUGAUGUUUGUGGGGAACAAAGUCAACAAAAUGGUAAAGGUAAAAAGAAGAAGCACCAGAACAACACAAGCUCCUUUGCCAGCACCACCUUGGCUAAGGCAGCCUUUCUGUGUAGUGUUCUCCUAGAGGACCCAGAGUGCCACCACCUGGCCUUCAAGGUGGGCAUGUUUGGACUGGAAAUGCCCAGGCAACCUGCUGCCAGCAAGGCACUAGAGGUGAAAUUGGCCAACCAAGAGUCUGAACUUGUGACCUUAUUGAAGAAGAUCCCCCUUGGUCCAGCAGAGCUGAAUGUGAUCAGGGAUAGAGCCGAGCAGCUCAGGGAUGGGAAACUCAGAUCAAGGGGAGAGGCCUUGUUGCCUCUCAUGUUGGCUAGCUUUAUCUUUGAUUCACUUUGUUUACCAGUUAUACCUGUGAAUGGAGCCAACACCAGCAGUCGACCUGCUUCAGGGAAUGGGCCAAUGCGCUUGCCUACUGAUGAAAAAUUGGGCUUUGAAGCAGCAACAGCAGCACUUGGACUAAAAGCAAACAUCUCCGAGGCUGAGCAUCCCCUGCUAUGUGAAUGUACCAGAAGACAGAGAGGGGACCUGGCCAUAGCCAUGCUGGUCCACUAUAAGGAUGACCCAAUUAAAUUGUCCAAAAUCAUGGACAAGAUAUUGGAUCGUGAGAUCCAUCAGCACUAUAAGGCUCCCCCUCUUCACACCUACCUCACCAAGUCUAACCAGCGCAGUGGAUCUGGGGCAGGCAGUGGUCACCCCAGUAGUAGUGGGGGCACUAGUAGUGUCCACUGUCCACAACCUCCUGGGGGAGAGCCUAUGGGUCAUUUUGUGGAUGACCAGGGAAGAUCAUCUUCAUCGGGAAGAGGGAAUGGUGAUGCUGCAGCAGCUUUGGCUAAUGGAGGAGAUCCCAGUUCCCAUGCUAGCACCAGUGGCAACUGGUCUAGCCUGCCCAUGUCUUCAGGCUCCCAGAGACUGGACUAUCUCAACCUGGAACAUACCCCACACACUGGGCAGAAUGGGACACAGGUUAAGGGGGGUCUGGUUAGAAACUAUAAAAGUGGUGGAAUGGAUGAUGAUAGCUCUGCCCUUGAAGAAGAUGAGUACAACUGUAAAGAUUGGGAAGCUAAGUUCAGGAGUUCUAUACUGAAAACAAACAAGAAACCAUCUGCAGGUAUGGCCAGUAUUGAUAGCAGUGCUCCAGAGACCACGUCCAGUGACAACUCCCCAACCCUGGUGCGUCGUAACUGGGGCAAGCACCAGGGACCUGGGAGUGACAGUGGCAGCAGCGGGAAGAGUUCAGAUUCCAUAGGCUCCAGCAGUUCAGGGGACAAGGGAAGGGCAAAACUUAGAGAUAACGAGAGCCCUCCUCUGAUGUAUACCAGAGCUGGGCCCAGCAUGCUGGUGGAUUCCCGAGGACUGUCACCUAGUAUUAAAGGAAGAUAUAAAGGCAAGAACAGGGUGGUCCCAACCCUUCCCAACCAGCCCAGUGAGGCAUCUGCACACUUCAUGAAUGAGCUGGCCAAGACAGUUCUGGCCAAGGCAGGAGGCACCAGCUCCACUUCAUUGUUUACUCAACCCAACAACAACAACCCUACUGGACCUCAUAGGGCACUCCACAUCUGUGCAUUCCAGAUAGGGCUGUAUGCUCUGGGGCUGCACAACUGUGUGUCUCCUAACUGGCUGUCCAGAACAUACUCCUCACACGUGUCCUGGAUUACAGGUCAAGCCAUGGAAGUGGGCAGUGUUGCUAUUCAGAUUUUGAUUGACACCUGGGAAGGUCACCUGACACCGCCAGAGUGUGCCUUAUUGGCUGAUAAAGCAUCAAGGGGCCGAGACCCGAACAUGGUCCGCGCUGCUGCAGAGCUGGCUCUGUCCUGUCUCCCACAUGCUCAUGCAUUAAAUCCGUCUGAGAUUCAACGUGCUUUGAUACAAUGCAAAGAACAAAGCAGAGAAAAACUAGAAAAGGCAUGCAAUGCUGUAGAGCUUGCGGCAAAAGAUGGCGGUGUUUACCCAGAGGUAUUAUUUGAUGUUGCCCGUAGGUGGUAUGAAUUGUAUGAAGAAGCAGUACAGGAGGCGUGCACUGCUCUGCCUAUUACAGAGGCAUCUGUGGUUGCAGCAGAGGAGAAUGCAAUGGUUGCAGUACAGUGCAACCCAGCACAGAACAUAGAAAGGACUAGUCCACCUAUUCCAGUCCAGGUUGUUGCAUUGAGCCAGGCUGGAGCCAUGGCUCAGGUACCAGUAACUUUACCAUUACAUUUACACUACACUAUAUCAUCAGCCACUAGUCCUCAUCCUCACCUGGCUCAUCAACAUCACACAUAUGUACCUUAUGUACAUCAAGUCCAUCCACAUCCAGGGUUCCAUCAUCACUAUACUCAAGCCCAUGUUCCCAUUCACGCCCAUACUAUGCAUCCUGGCUAUCUAGCGGCAUAUGGCUAUCAGAAUCAGCAAGCACCUCCAUAUGCAGGGCUGGCUCACAUACAAAAUCUCCAGCCCAGCUCAACUGCAGUAUACACUGUGCAGUCAUCUACAGGGAACCACCAGGUACAGUAUGCUACCAACCAGGUGGUGCACGCGGUCCACACCAGACCAAACCAAAUCCAUCCGGUCCAAUCUGUGGACACGUCUCAGUAUUUGCCGACCACAAUGACAACCAGUGGCCUGGCUGCUGUAUCUCAACAACAGCAACAGCCACCCACGUCAGCAGCCAUGCAGCACAACUCCACACAGAUGAACUAUUCUUUGGUGGCUGCAUACAGAGUGGGCAUGCUAGCCAUGGAGACACUAGGGAGGCGUGUACAUGAUGAUCGUCCACAGACUAAGUAUGCAAGGAGUCCUCCAUAUGGGGAAGAUGUCAAAUGGUUGCUGCAACUGGCCAUCAAAUUAGGUACCAGCCACCUCCAGCAGUUCUGUGCUACCACUGUUAAUGCCGUGGUCAGUCCAUUUGUCCUGCAGGACAUAGCCCUGGAAGCAGCCCACUAUCUGGCCAGAAACAACCCAACUCAAGUGUCAGCUCAGCUGCGCUCUCCAGUUCUUAAUUCUCUGGUUCAGAAGUGCCUACAAAUGUUUAUUCAGUGUGCUCAUCAACGUUUGCACCACAUUACACCAAAUGACUAUGAUGAAUUUGUCAGCAUCAUCUGCAUAGCAAGGAAUGCUUUCUGUAUGUCUCCCGGGGGGAUGGUACAGUUUAACGAGCUGUUACAGAGCCUACGCCGUGCAAAGUCAUGCAAGAAAGAACUGUGGCAACGAAUUGUAAGUGGAUUAGCCACUGGUACAAUCCAAUAAGGAGAUUAGACUGUAGAAAAAUCAGAUACAGUAUUAUAUGUUAUAGGUUUAAAGAAUAACUUUGGUAAAAGUGGAAAGUAUGGGUAUUUUUCAUACCAUUUAUUCAUUUAAUGUAUUCACAACUGAACAUCUUGAAAUAGAGGUUGCACUCUUGGGAUGAAUUAAAUCAGAGUAAGAUAAACUACCUCUUUUUAAAAACAAUUAUUUGUUCCUUAAUCUAGGGGAAGAUGGAUCUAUUUUAAAGUAUUUUUAUUUCAAUUUAUUUAAUUAUUUAUAAUCAUCAUCAUUAUUAUUGUUAUUAUUAUUAUUAUCAAUUUUAUAUUUUUUUAGAUAAUAGAAAUUUUUAUUUAUGAUCCUUUCUCACAUAUAGAUGUCACCAGGUGAUCAUCCCUACACCAGUGGUUGAUACCACCAGAAGUCAGAUUUAAUUAAUAGUGUCUCACUUGCCGUUAGUUUUUUCUUGUGCAUAAUUAUCAGCACAAAGAUUUUUUUCUUACGGGCAACAAAUGUUAUCUUUUCUUUAAAGAAAGGGACUAAGGCAUACAGAUAUUUGUUAGAAGAGAUUUUGAGCUGAGAUGAACGUCAUGAGUGAAAAAAAAAAAAAGACUGAGUGAUUGUGUUCCAGCAUGUGUAUUCAUGAAGUCAAAACCUUCAUUUUAGUUUUGAUUUUUGUUUAACAUAAGAUAUUCAUAUUCAUUGUUUAAGCACAAAAAUGGCCAAAAUAAUGGCUAGAUCAUUGAAGCAUGGUGAACAUUGAUUGAUUUAGUUAAAGUGCAGUGUUUGGGAAGCGUGUUAUUUUGUGGUAUAUUGUCUGUUGAAGGAGAUUUUUUGUGUUUUUCUUUAAAAGGGUAAGUUGUCUUGUAUAUAAAUGGCUCUUUUCUGUAAAAUCACACACUUAAAAAAACAAAAUGCACGAAAAACUGUAACAUCCAUUUUAUUUUAUUUUAUUUUAAAUUAGAUUCUCCUUCAAAAAUGAGAAGAGAGGUUUUGAUGGUGUAAAAAAAUUUAAGGCAACAUGCAUGGCUAACUUAUCUGAGAAAAUAAUUCUAACAACAAGAAACACAAGUAUUUAGGACCACCUACUGUUUGUAUUAUUGAAGUUUAAAGUGUUGGAUAUGCAUAGAAAAUGUUUUUAUUGGUAUUCUCCCCUCCGAAAUUGAAAUUCAUUGAAGAAUGAUUUAGAUAUUCAAACCUAUUGGAAAUCGUAAGGUAAUGUGCUUGAAUUUUUUGUUGUCCAUAUUGAUAAUCUAUAUGUUUAUAUGAUGAGAUUUAUUGAUUUUGGGUAUGAAAUGAGUACAAGAAAGAGUAGGCAGCACAUCUGUAUAGAACUACAUGCAUCUAGCUUCUAUAUAGUUAAGCCAGAUUAUCCUUUGGUAACACACGGCUGAGAUAUCCAAAUUUAAUUUCAUCUGUAGUAAGUCUUGUAACAUAAUCCCUGAAAGUAGUUAUGUAUGAAUGACGUCAUUGUGUCCUUGUUAUUAUAUACAUAUAUAUUUAUUAUUAUUUGUGUGAUAUUCUGUGUUCUGAACAUCAGUAAAAAAUUGAAUCCAAGCAGAAGACCUGGCUUAAUUCAUUGAAUAAACACCUUUGCCAUGUCUUAAA
Molecule: messenger RNA, 7353 nt
Organism: Lingula anatina
Lineage: Eukaryota; Metazoa; Brachiopoda; Lingulata; Lingulida; Lingulidae
Product: zinc finger SWIM domain-containing protein 8
Cellular component (GO): Cul2-RING ubiquitin ligase complex
Molecular function (GO): zinc ion binding
Source: RefSeq, a predicted model, not a curated record